AUGAACCGGCAGCUAGUGAACAUUUUGACAGCCUUGUUUGCAUUUUUCUUAGAGACAAACCACUUCAGGGCGGCUUUCUGCAAAGACCAUGACUCCAGGUCUGGAAAACAACCUUCACAGACCCUAUCUCCUUCAGAUUUCUUGGACAAAUUAAUGGGAAGGACAUCAGGAUAUGAUGCAAGAAUCAGGCCAAAUUUUAAAGGUCCUCCAGUAAACGUUACUUGCAAUAUUUUUAUCAACAGUUUUGGAUCAGUCACAGAAACCACCAUGGACUAUCGAGUGAAUAUUUUUCUGAGACAACAGUGGAAUGAUUCACGGCUGGCAUACAGCGAGUACCCAGAUGAUUCUCUGGACUUGGACCCAUCUAUGCUAGACUCCAUUUGGAAACCAGAUUUGUUCUUUGCCAAUGAGAAGGGUGCCAACUUCCAUGAUGUCACCACUGACAACAAAUUGCUGCGGAUUUCAAAAAAUGGCAAAGUUCUCUACAGUAUCAGACUCACCUUGACCUUAUCCUGUCCCAUGGACUUGAAGAACUUUCCAAUGGAUGUCCAGACCUGUACAAUGCAGCUGGAGAGUUUUGGGUACACGAUGAAUGACCUGAUAUUUGAGUGGUUAAGCGACGGUCCAGUACAAGUUGCUGAAGGAUUGACCCUGCCCCAGUUUAUUUUGAAAGAAGAAAAGGAACUUGGCUACUGCACAAAGCACUACAACACUGGAAAGUUCACCUGCAUUGAAGUUAAGUUUCACCUGGAACGCCAGAUGGGCUAUUAUUUGAUCCAGAUGUACAUCCCUAGUCUGUUGAUAGUCAUUUUAUCCUGGGUCUCCUUUUGGAUAAACAUGGAUGCAGCACCUGCCAGGGUCGCACUAGGCAUCACCACAGUCUUAACGAUGACCACCCAGAGUUCAGGUUCCAGGGCAUCUCUGCCAAAGGUCUCCUAUGUAAAAGCGAUUGACAUCUGGAUGGCGGUGUGCCUUCUGUUUGUGUUUGCCGCCUUACUGGAAUAUGCAGCGGUGAAUUUUGUCUCCCGGCAACACAAGGAGUUCCUGCGCCUCCGAAGAAGACAGAAGAGGCAGAAUAAGGAAGAAGAUGUUACUCGUGAAAGUCGUUUUAAUUUCAGUGGUUAUGGGAUGGGUCACUGCCUCCAAGUGAAAGAUGGAACCGCUGUCAAGGCCACACCCGCCAAUCCACUCCCACAACCCCCAAAAGAUGCAGACGCCAUCAAAAAGAAGUUUGUGGACCGGGCAAAAAGGAUUGACACGAUAUCUCGAGCUGCCUUCCCAUUGGCCUUCCUCAUUUUCAACAUCUUUUACUGGAUCACAUACAAGAUCAUUAGACAUGAAGAUGUCCACAAAAAAUAG
Cynocephalus volans (Philippine flying lemur) is the source of this 1359-nucleotide messenger RNA. It is a transcript of the gene GLRA2, whose product is annotated as glycine receptor alpha 2. NCBI's taxonomy places the organism in Eukaryota, Metazoa, Chordata, Mammalia, Dermoptera, Cynocephalidae. The transcript has 9 exons. The record is from RefSeq and is a predicted model, not a curated record. Gene Ontology annotation, cellular component: synapse; neuron projection; postsynaptic membrane. The coding region runs from base 1 to 1359 and encodes 452 amino acids. Gene Ontology annotation, molecular function: extracellularly glycine-gated chloride channel activity; transmembrane signaling receptor activity; glycine binding. Gene Ontology annotation, biological process: chloride transmembrane transport; chemical synaptic transmission; response to amino acid.